Lodderomyces elongisporus is the source of this 4953-nucleotide messenger RNA. RefSeq names its product Mms22p (gene MMS22). The transcript has a single exon. Gene Ontology annotation, cellular component: nucleus. The record is from RefSeq and is a predicted model, not a curated record. The coding region runs from base 1 to 4953 and encodes 1650 amino acids. NCBI's taxonomy places the organism in Eukaryota, Fungi, Ascomycota, Pichiomycetes, Serinales, Debaryomycetaceae. Gene Ontology annotation, biological process: replication fork processing; DNA repair.
AUGCAAAUAUCUGAUUCUGAGGAUGAGGGCACUUUGGAUUACAAAUACAUUUCCUCAACAGCGUUGCGGAACCGACUCUCGAAAGUUUCGUCUUUGUUUCGAGAAGAUCUAAAGGAGCGGUUGGAAAACCUCCUCAAUGCUCCUGCUAACUUCUUGAGCCCACAAGAGGAUGAGGAAUACCAGAGGAUCAGCAAUUAUAAUGUUAUUGCCACAGCGGGAUCUGAUUCCGUUGCCACUUUUGACCAUCAUUUAAAUGACCACAAUCAUGGCUCUAAUCAUCUUAAUAAUGAUUUUCACGCCGAGGUGGAAAAUGAUGACAUUCACAAUUUGCAAGCCUAUUACACGCGUCUAUUUUCCAGGAGAAGCCUACGACGGCGCAAGUUUGCUAGUACGCACCCAUACAUUGCCGACCAAGCUUACUAUUUGGGGCUUUCAGAUGUGCAAUAUUUAAAUGACUUGUAUGAAGAGAAUGGACAAGAUUUGGAGGCAAUCAUUAAGUUACUAAACUUCAACUACAUGGAACUUAAGAGAAAGUAUCCUCGUGAUGACAAGUAUAGACACAAAAGUUUUCUUUCAAUAUUGGGAAUGCAAUCAAAAGCCGCACAGGACCAAGAACAGAAGGAGAGUGAAGUUCAUAGAGGAGAUAAAGAUAAUAAAGAUGAUGAUGAUGAGGAUGAUGGUGGAUAUGGAGUACUGGAUAAUCAUCAUGGCAGCCAAAGACUGCGCCAAAACACACAAAGUGAUAUUGAAGCGUUUGCACGGUUUGAUGAUGUCGCAUACAAUAGCCUGGACUCAGAUAUGUCUGAUUAUGAUCUUGCUGCUGGUGGCAACAGUGAUAAUGAAAACGAAAGUGGAGGCGAAAGCGAAAGCGAAAGUGAGAGCGAGAGAGCUGCAAAGAGUGCGGGAGACAGUGAAGCCGAAUCAGACUCUGGGUCGGAGGAUGAACUAUUCAUCAGAGUCGGUGGGAGGUACAGAAAAGAAAAGUCCGCACUUCGAGGUGUCUUACCCGAAUCUGCAAAACAUUUACCCAUUUAUCAACCUAAGAAGCAAAGAAAAGUGGAUAGCUCAAAGCAACCUCUUGAAAAAAGAAAAGGAUUGGCAAUUCGGAAGAGAACUCGAAGAAUUGCUCCAAUGGAAACUUUAUCUGAAUUUGUUGAUGACAACACUGAAAUUAAUAUCGAUGAACCCAUUUUCAAUCCAUUACUUGCAUCACCUAACAAUUAUGUGGAUUUGACGAGAGACUUUGAUGACGACAAUGUGGUUGAUGUAGCAGAUAGGACUCGCACCCUGGAAAUUAUCAGAGAUGGUAAUGACAACAUCAGCAACAACAACCUCAGCAACGACAACAAUCACAAGAACAGUGAUGAUGAUGAUGACGAUGAAGAGGAGGAUUUGGAGCAUUUGCAGCAUUAUCAAAAUGAACUAUACAAUGCUACUGAUUAUUUUGAUGGAGAUGAAGCUAAAGAGGAUUACUCAUUUGACCGUAUGUUAUCACACAAUCCUCGACAAGUCUCCGCGACUCGUCCUCAGAAGAGGAGAUUAAAUAGGGAAAAUCUCUUAGGAAGAGUGUCAGCGGCUAAAGCAAGGACAAGAAAAAGAAAUACAACAAUCGAAAGUAGGAGAACUAGGACUUUCUCUGGUGCUGGUCGCCAGAGUACUUCUACAUCGCGUGUUGGUAGAGGAGAAAUCAGUAAAAGACGAAAACUUAUGAAUUAUAAACAAAACGAGAUAUUUAUGCCUAAUUCUGGUAUUAGAAGGAGAAAUAUAUUCCUGUUUGACUAUUUGCCGGAAUCUUUUGAAAUAGCUGAUUCUAUUGAGCAAAGACAAUUUGCGCAACCACCGAAUACAAAGUUGGCGGGUCCAAAAGACCCAAAAGACCCAAAAGACCCAAAAGACCCAAAAGAUGUCAGGAAAGAAAAAACAAAGCAUAUCAAGCGUUCCGAUGUUAUUGGCUUCAAAAGGGGCCCUUUGCGUAAAUUAUGGAGCAGAGACCCCAGCUCGUUUACUACUGAUGUGGAAGCAGAAGAAUUCAAAGAUGCACAUCGAUACGCUCUGUCGUCUAGUAUUCGAGAUCAUCGAGCACUUCACAGUGCACCUUCUUUCAAUGUAGAUAAUUUUGUGAAUAAAAUCCAGUUGCAGAAUUUAAGGCACAUUCUAGAGAGUGGAAAAGCUAUUAGUGGUAUUACUGAACCUGUUCAGUUCAAUAUUGGCGAUAAACUGGUAACUUUGACAUUGUUAAAUGUUGAAGCUUCAAGUCCAGUAAUAGAGGAGGCUUUAUCUCGUUUAGUAACUAAAGCAAAGCAUUAUACAAGGCAAGCAUUUCUCAACUUGAUCCGUGGCGUUAUUUCGUGGUAUUUACUACUGCAGAAACAGCCAACCACUAGGGAGUUUUCAUUACUAGGAUUAGUCAGCUCUUCAUGGGUUGAGCAACCAAACGGAAUUGAAAUCAUGUUUCGAACGCCUUAUAUUUUACUUCUUCAAUAUGUUAUGGAGAUUAUUGGCGAAAUAAAUGGGGUUGAGGUUCAAAAUAACAAACGAAGCUUUUUCGAAGUUGCUAGGUACUUCUGGACUUUAUACUUUUUGAAUUUCGACCAUGAUAUUUACUACUCCAUGAACUACUUAAAUGGCAGCACGUCUUAUGAAGCAGAAUCAUUUUACAUCCUUAAUACAAUCUUGCAUUCCAAAGGACUUUGGUUAGCUAGCUUGACGUCGGCAUUAAGAGCUCAUCAACCUUACGACAACUAUAGAUUGGUGGAAUCUUUAUACUGUAUUAUUAGACUAGCAAAGAAAAAAAGUAGCUGGGAACCCUUGCAAAUAAUUUUGGACAGGCUAAAGGAUUCUCACGAAAACGAAAACAAUUUACUGGAUUUGUAUAAUCGUUGCCUUCAAGCCAUAUAUUAUAUGAACACUUAUUUCGACUGGCCGCUUGAAGAAAAGAUAUUAUUACAAUUAUACCAAAUAAUUCAAUCGCGAGAUUUUGCAAACUUUGAAGAUGAGAUGGACAUUCCUAUUCUAUUAGAUGAUUUUCGAACAAGGCAAGACAUUCCUGGAACUACUUUUUUUGAAGGAUUUUUGCAAGUAUUGGUGUUAUUUUUUUCCACCAUAGAGAGUGCCUCUCAGAUGAAACGUCUUGCAAUAAAGUUUUUCAAUUCUAAUGACACGCAAUACGGCAACCGUCAAUUAGAUCAAGUCAAGUUUGUUAACAAGUUUAAUCUAAUAUUGGUUCUUUACCGUAUCACCAAGAUUGACUUGCGAUCUCAAGUGGACAAAAUGAUUCAAUCACUAAUUCAAGUAAGUGACCGUCAAUUUGUGAAGUUGGCAGUGUAUGCGGUAUUGUCAGUUACUAGGGUCACUUUGGAAAAGGGCAUGAGAAUACCGGUAACUGCUUUAAACGGGAUUAUCACAAAGGUGCUGUCACUAGUGUUUGACAUACCUGGGGCCCAUAAACUUUGGAAAUUUUUGAUUCGACAACUCAACAGUAUUAUAGAUAAUGAGGAUGACUAUAUGUUGGUGCAAUUUGUUUCCUUGGUAAAGGUAGACAACUUGCAACCAGAGUGCUAUGCAGAUAUAAUUUUGUUGUGUUGCAAAGUUGUUAAAAAACUAUCAAGUGAACAUAAAGCGGCAGUUGCAAACCUGGAAUGGGCUUUGCAAAUACUUAAGGAUGCAAACAACUUUAUAUUUGGUCAUUUAAAUUCUAGAAUGCAGUCAUAUAAUGUAACUAACCGUUCAGAUAUGACAGAUUCCACAAUAGAGUUGUGCAUUGAGUUUUGGGUGAAUACAUAUGGCAUAUUAAGAGUCAAUUGGGACAAACUCAUUUUGCAGACUUUUUGUUUUAUGGGAAAUGAAUAUGCCAGGGACAUUUUCUCGUUCCACUUUUACUCACAAAUAUUGCAACAUGAUAAAUUGGAAAACCAUGAGGAGCACAUAAUGGCGUUAGUGUUGCAAAACUUGUCAUUGCCAUCUUCUUCAAAGUAUCUUUUACUGAUUUUGCGUGCUAUAAAACAUUCUGGUUGGCAAGUUUUGUCUUCAAACGUCGUUUUACCUUUGCAUUUUGAUUACAAAUCUAAAGCAUCACUCAUUGUUAACCUUUUACAAGCAUGUUCGAUUCACUCAGCAGUACUAACAUUUAAUAAGAUAGUGCUAGGAGUAGUACAAAAAAUUAGACAGGAGGUUCUUCAAAACAUUGAUUCAUCUUAUAAAGAGUUUUCAUGUUUUAUCAUCACCAAUCUAUUAAAUUUCAAAUUCGAGUUGAACGAUGCGGUGAAAAGUGUUAUUCAAGAAGUUGCCUUGCUUUUAGGAAUGACGAAUCUUAGCGCUUUUGGAUCCGACAAAUUAACAGUUGAGCAAAAAGCUGAUUCCAUUAAUUUACUAAAUACAGUUCAGGUUGGAGACGAACCUGUAGGUGCAUCUUUAGUUGAGGAGACUCGUGAUCUCGCAGUUUUGUGCACUCUUUUGGAGCGCAAUAGGGAAACUAAUCAAAAUACGAAAUGGAAGAUUGUUUUUUCUCUUUUAAGAGCAUUUGUCACCAACGCUUUUGGGUACAAUUAUAACUUUCGUGACGAGAGUUUUGGACGUUUUAUUAGAAUGAUUCUGGAAAUUCUUUGGUCAAUAAAUGAUAGAGACGCACAGUAUAUGAAUCCUUAUUAUCAGAAAUGUUUAAGAUCAAUUUACGGUUUUGCACUUUGGUGCAAGCACAUCCUUUUCGAAGGUUACACUGAACCAGCAUAUUUUGAAGGCUUAGAAACAUUUCUCGUUACUCGUGGCUUGAAAUUAAACGUAAACGUCAACUUUGGUCCGAGCUUCAGUGUUGAAAAGCUUAUUGAUGAUUUAGAAAGAGUUGAAUUACUGGAUAUUGGUCAAAAUCAGAAUAUUAACAAUGAGAACGUUACGGUUGAUAUCACGGAAAACACCAGCGACAUCAAUAACGAAAGUGUCUAUUGCUUAGACUACUAA